AUGAAUUGCGAAGUUUGUCAACUGAAGGAACUGGAAGUGGAAUCCUUCGAGAUUCGCGAGGUUCUUCGCUGCAUUCUACAUACGAUCGUCUUUCAUCGAGCACUUGGUCUUAUCCGCCCGAAAGAUAUCGAUUUGGAGCUUUUUGAGAUCACUUACGUACAAUGCGGUGAGAUAGAAGUGGAGAAGAAAAUUGAUGAGAAGAUUGAGCAGUACAUAAGCUGGAUUGAGAAACACCCCAACAAGAAAAAUCAGAUAUGUGUAUCGUUUUAUGAAGUGAAAAGCAAACAGCCGUCUUGGUUCACUAAUAAGAUUGAGCGGUCCUACUGGGAACAAUGGUACAUCAAUCUGAAUGUGCUUCAGCCUAGUAAAUCCCCAAUCGGAAAGUCCCACCAUGCUAAACUAGUCAUGGACCCUGGAGAGGCGUCGGAGGAGAGAAACUCUCGUAGGACACAGCUUGAGCAGUCCCUUCAAGAAGUCUUGUUCCAAAUCAUAAAAUUCGUGAAUGAGAAGAAGGAUCACGUUCCUCCGAUCAACGAUGGAGUCAUCUACUGCCCUUUCGAGAUCACUACCCCAAGCUCAUCGGACUCGACCUUUGGGAUGGACAUGAUUAAGAGGAUGCUCCACAGUGGCCAUCCAUCAAUGCUCGGUUGA
This is a messenger RNA of Microthlaspi erraticum, 651 nucleotides long. The record is from the annotation of a GenBank genome assembly. NCBI's taxonomy places the organism in Eukaryota, Viridiplantae, Streptophyta, Magnoliopsida, Brassicales, Brassicaceae.